AUGCGCUCGAAAGGGUUUUUUCAUGGUGACAGCCCAUUUGACCAUGCAACUCCUACAGUUCUGGCUCAACUCAGCUUAUCUUCUUUACUCAGUGUCUUAAUGCAAUACAUUCUCAGCCCACUUGGUGAAAGUGCUUUCAUUUCAAUGAUGCUGGUAGGAUUUAUGCUGGGACCAACUCUUUGGGGAGAUAAUAAUUCAUUCUUGUCAUCUGUGUAUUCAAAGAAAAGCAUCCAUGUCAGUGGGACAUUUGCUUUCUUUGGAAGUGCUCUUUACAUGUUUAUGAUUGGUAUAAAAAUGGACAUGGGAAUGAUGAAGAGAUCAGGAAAGAAAGCUGGGGUUAUAGGCUUCCUUACCUUCUUGUUUCCGAUAACACUGAACUUAAUUGUGGUUGAAAUUCUAACCAGCAGUAUGGAAAUGGGACCAGCUCUACAUGAUUCGGUUUAUUACAUUGCAGUUUUUCAAUCUGUUACCACCUUUCAUGUCAUUGUCUCCCUUUUGGCUGAUCUGAAGCUCCUAAACUCAGAGGUUGGCCAGUUAGCAAUAUCUUCAUCAAUGGUCAGUGGUGCAUUUAGGCGUCAUGUGCUACUCGGAGCUGCUGUUUUAGGCAUAGUUGUACCGCAUGGGCCUCCAUUAGGAUCAGCAUUAGUGAACAAGAUUGAAUCAUUUGUUUCUUCCAUUCUUAUGCCGAGCUAUUUUGUGUUCAGUGUUGCAGGCAUCGACCUACUUUCGAUACAUUGCGAAAAGGUUAUUGUUAUCAGUGUUCUUGGUUUAAGUAGCUUCAUUGGGAAAGUUUUGGGUGGCAUGUUGCCUGCACUCCACUUCAAAAUACCACCUGGUGAAGCAUUUCUAUUAGGCCUUGUAAUGAGUUCUCAAGGCGUUUCUGAUGUCCUGCUCUUACAGCAUGGCAGAAUCCUCCAUCUUCUCGACCGUCAAAUGUACAGUAUCAUGGUCAUAAACAUGGUUUUUCUGUCAGGAACCUUCACACCUGUAAUCAAAUUACUCUAUGAUAAAUCCAGGCAUAAUGAAUCCUUCAAUAAAAGAACGAUCCAACAUACUGGUCUCGAUAUGGAAUUUCGCAUCAUGACCUGCAUAUACCAUCAGGAUUCCACCCCUUGUAUCAUUAGACUUCUUGAAGUUUCCAAUCCAACAGCCAGGACUCCCAUGUGCUGUUACGUAGUCCACCAGGUCCAGCUUGCUGGCAGUUUAACCCCUCUCCUCGUGUAUCACAAGCCUGGAAUGAAUGCAAAAUGUAAGAUUAAGGGUUCCAGCCAUAUCAUAAAUGCCUUCAGAUCGUACGAGCAACAGAACAAUGGUAAUGUUAUUGUCAACUUAUUCACAUCCAUUUCGCCUUUCGCUACCAUACACGAGGAAAUUUGUAGGCUUGCUGUAGAGAAGAGAACAUCCGUGGUGAUUAUCCCAUUUCACAGGCAAUGGAGACUUCAUGGCAUACAAGAAAUUGCAGAAGCCAGGUCAGUUAAUCGUCACAUACUGGCAAAGGCUCCAUGCUCAGUAGGGAUCCUUGUCGAUCGAGGCACCUUAAGUGCCUCAAAAAACCAUAAUAUAUACGACAUUGGAGUUAUUUUUGCUCAUGGGAGAGAUGACAGGGAAGCAUUAGCAUAUGGUUUGCGAAUGGCUCAACACCCUAAAGUUGCUCUCACCGUGAUCCAUUUGAUCGAUCCUGACAGGACAUCCAAGCCUUCUCUUGAUAUGGAGCUUGACAAUGACAUUAUCUCCGAGUUUAAGAUCGAAACUGUCAGAAAAAAGCAGCAUUCCUACAGGCAGGAAUUCGCAAAGGACAGCGUAGAAUUGAUCAAGGUGAUUAGAUCUGUCGAAAAUUCAUUUGAUCUAAUUUUGAUGGGGAGAUACCAUGACAACUUAUCACCAAUGUUUAAGGGACUUGGCGAAUGGAAUGAGUCUCCAGAGCUGGGAUUCAUGGGAGACAUCCUAACAUCAUCAGAUUCCGAGUGUCAGGUUUCUUUGCUUGUGGUGCAACAACAUGUGUAUAGAACUCAAGACAGGAUGAAUAGUGCUAAAAACCUGUUGGAAGAUUCAGCAGAAACCGUAGGAUUUGCCCUGGGACCAACUCUUUGGGGAGAUCAAAAUCCAUUCUUGUCAAAAGUGUAUUCCAAGAAGAGCAUCCAUGUCAGUGAAACAUUUGCUUUCUUUGGAUGCGUUCUUUAUGUAUUUUUGCUUGGAAUAAAACUGGACCUGGGAAUGGUGAAGAGAGCAGGUAGGAAACCUGUGGUUAUCGGCUUCCUUACUUUCUUGUUUCCCGUAACAUUGAACAUAAUCAUGGCUACAAUUCUAACCAUAACUAUGGAAAUGGGACCAGCUCUACGUGAUUCUCUUUAUUUCAUUGCGAUUUUUCAAUCUGUUACCACCUAUCAUGUCAUUGUCUCCCUUUUGGCUGAUCUGAAGCUCAUAAACUCGGAGCUUGGCCAGUUAGCAAUAUCUUCAUCGAUGAUCAGUGGCACGUGUAGUUGGGGACUGGCUCUCCUUGUUUUAAUCAUAGAGCCAAGCUCAGGUGAAUCCAAAGGUGCGACUGCAUGGAUGGUAGUUUAUGCUCUAUUUCUGGCGAUAUUCAUAUUCUUCUUCUUAAGGCCCCUUGUGAUUCGGAUGAUUGAAAAAACUUCGGAAGGAAAGCCAGUCAAACAGGGAGAUAUUUUCUCCAUCUUUAUCAUGAUAUUAGGAUGCGCUUUCGCUAGUGAAUUUUUUGGGCACCAUGUGAUAUUUGGGGCUGCCGCUUUGGGGGUGGCAGUACCGCAUGGACCGCCAUUAGGAUCGGCAUUAGUUAACAAGAUGGAAUCGUUUGUUUCUUCCGUUCUCUUGCCUAGCUAUUUCGUGUUCAGCGUCGCAGGCGUUAACGUACUUUCGACACAUUGCGAAGUGAUUAUCGUCGUCAGUAUGUUUGGUGUAAGCAGCUUCGUUGGGAAAGUUUUGGGUGGCAUGUUGCCUGCACUCUACUUCAAAAUGCCUCCUGCUGAAGCAUUUUCAUUAGGCCUUGUAAUGAGUGCUCAAGGAGUUUCUGAUGUCCUACUCAUACAGCAUAGCAAAUUCACUAACCUUCUUGACAAUCAAACAUAUAGUAUAAUGGUCAUCAACAUGCUUUUGCUGUCAGGAACCUUCACGCCUCUGAUCAAAUUACUCUACGAUCCUUCCAGAGGCUACGAAUCCUGCAAAAAAAGAACCAUCCAACAUACUAGUCUUAGCAUGGAGUUUCGUGUUCUGGCCUGCAUAUAUCACCAAGAUUCCACCCCAUGUCUCAUUAGACUUCUUGAAAUUUCCAAUCCAACAGCCAAGAGUCCGAUGUGCUGCUACGUAGUCCACCUGCUGCAGCUCGCAGGCAGUUUAUCUCCACUCCUCGUGUAUCACGAGCCUGGCAAGAAUAUUAAAUUUGAGGCUAAGGAUUCCAGUCAUAUAAUAAAUGCCUUCAGAUUAUACGAGCAACAAAACCAUGGUAAUGUCAUUGUCAACUUAUUCACAUCCAUAUCGCCUUUCGCCACCAUACACGAUGAAGUUUGUAGGCUUGCCGCAGAGAAGAGAACAUCCUUGGUGAUUAUCCCAUUUCACAAGCAAUGGAGGCUUCAUGGCAUAGAAGACAUUGUAGAAGCCAGGUCUGUUAAUCGUCACAUUCUGGCAAAAUCCCCAUGCUCCAUAGGGAUCUUGGUCGAUCGAGGCACGCUAAGUGCCUCAAAAAGCAAUGAUACCUGCAACAUUGGAAUCAUCUUUGCUCAUGGAAGAGAUGAUAGGGAGGCAUUAGCCUACGGUUUGCGAAUGGCCAAACACCCUAAAGUUGCUCUCACCGUGAUCCAUUUGAUCGAUCCUGACAGGACAUCCAAGCCUUCUCUUGAUACGGAGCUUGACAAUGACAUUAUCUCCGAGUUUAAGAUCGAAACUGUCAGAAAAAAGCAGCAUUCCUACAGACAGGAAUUCGCAAAGGACUGCGUAGAACUGAUCAGGAUGAUUGGAUCUGUGGAAAAUUCAUUUGAUCUAAUUUUGGUGGGCAGAUACCAUGAACCCUUCUCACCAUUAUUUGUGGGACUUAAGGAAUGGAAUGAGUUUCCUGAACUGGGAUUCUUGGGAGACAUGCUAACAUCAUCAGAUUCCGAGUGUAAGGUUUCUGUGCUUGUGGUGCAACAACAAGUGUAUAGAACAGAAGACAGGAUGAAUAGUGCUAAAAACCUGUUGGAAGAUUCAGCGGAAACUUUACAGAUAAUUUGUGAGUCUAACAGAGGGUGGAAAGACAUAGAGAACUUACACAAGAGGGAACAUCUAUAG
Messenger RNA from Dovyalis caffra, 4278 nucleotides. The record is from the annotation of a GenBank genome assembly. NCBI's taxonomy places the organism in Eukaryota, Viridiplantae, Streptophyta, Magnoliopsida, Malpighiales, Salicaceae.